Molecule: messenger RNA, 4065 nt
Organism: Danaus chrysippus (African queen)
Lineage: Eukaryota; Metazoa; Arthropoda; Insecta; Lepidoptera; Nymphalidae
Source: the annotation of a GenBank genome assembly
AUGAUCAUACGAUGGGAGAAGGGAAUUCAAUUUGUAACUAUUUGCUUGCGUAUUAUACAUUUAAGUAUUACUUUAACGUUUCGUCACGGCUUCCCCUUCGCCCCCACAGCACUCGCCUGGGACCCCAUACAGAAGCUCCUCGCUAUCGGAGACAAAAGUGGAAAUCUAAGAAUUCUCGGUGGUCCGGGUGUAGAUGCUCACGUCCGCCAUGAGUCCGGGGAGGCGGUGCUGCACGCCAAGUUCGUCAUCAACGAAGGCGCCCUCGUCACGGCCACAGCAGACGACAUGCUCAACCUAUGGACCUUCCGACAGAAGUUCCCGCAGAGGGUGCAGGCGCUCAAGUUCCAGAGAGAACGAUAUACCAUCAAACUAUCACGACACACAGACGAACUCAAGGGGAUCACGUGUCUCCACCUGCCUCUUCAGUCCAAGUGGAUCCACGUAGGCACGGAGCGAGGGAACGUACACGUUGUCAACAUAGAGACCUUCGCGCUCAGCGGAUACGUCAUCAACUGGAACAAAGCUAUAGAAGUAACGAGAGCAAAUCACCCUGGAGCUGUUGUGGACUUGAGUGAAAACCCUAUUGAUGCCAGCAAGCUAGUGAUAGCAUUUGAGACGGGCCUGGUGGUCGUAUGGGACCUGCGAGCCCGGGCCGCCGAGUGGCGAGGCUCGCUGGGUACCGGCGGGCCCGGGGAUGGAGUGCGGGCGGCCGCCUGGCAACACGACGGGAAACUCAUGACGGCUCAUGCUGACGGAGCACUGGCUACAUGGAGCACGCGCUCACCUAGACCAACCUCGCUGUCCUACCCACAUGCGAAAGCGAACAAGGAUGGCAAGAUGGAGUCAUGUAAACCGAUACACAGACUGGAGUGGAAGACUUCGAGGACGGGAGAGAGCCUGGUGAUAUUCUCCGGCGGGCUGCCCACGGACAAGGCGGGCCGCACGCACAGCAUCACGGUCCUCAACGGCAAGAGCACCACCGUGCUGGAGAUGGAACACACUGUCGUCGACUUCGUCACGCUCUGUGAGAGUCCGCACGCUGCUGACUAUCAAGAGCCGUACGCCAUAGUGGUCCUUCUCCAGAACGACCUGGUGGUCAUCGACCUCCUGUCCCCCGGCUACCCGUGCUUCGAGAACCCCUACCCCAUGGACAUACACGAGUCUUCAGUCACCUGCUGCUACUACUUCGCUGAUUGUCCUUCAGACUUGAUCCCAGCGUUCUACUCGGUGGGUCGUCAAGGCAACAAGAAGACGGCCGGCUUCAGUGACAAGCUGUGGCCCAUCAACGGCGGGGAGUGGGCGCCGGCCUCCUGCUCCUACAGCGAGAUCAUACUCACAGGGCACGCCGACGGCAGCAUCAAGUUCUGGGACGCGAGCGCGGGCACCUUACAAAUAUUAUAUAAACUGAAGUGCUCCAAAGUGUUCGAGCGUCGCGGUGGGUAUGAGGAGGAGUCCCCUCUGUGCGUGUGCGCAGCGUCCCUGUGCGCGGAGUCCCGGCGGCUGGCCGUGGCGCUCCCUCACGGGCACGUGGUGCUGUUCAAGUUCAGGAAGACGGAGAUGCACGCCGAGACACACGUGAUAGAGGUGCCUAUGAUCAGUGAGUCGGUGGAGGAGGAGGUUUCUCCAGAGGUCGAGAACACUCGCUCGGGGUCGAUCAGCCGCGCGCAGGAAACUGUGGACGGAGAACAGAAGAAGUCGGGUUCGUGGGCGGGCGCAGGUCUCCGCGUGCGAGGCUCCGCAGGCACGGGCGGGUCCCGGCGGGCUCCGGGCUUUCAGGCCUCGCUGGUGGCGCUCCAACACGGCCCGCCGCACCCCGUCACCACACUCACCAUCAACUCCUCAUACGGACUCAUGGCGUGGGGUGGGGAGCGUGGCCUGGUGGUUGUUGACGUGUGGCGUCGGUGUGUCGUGGCAGCUCUGCCCGCACACGCCCUCUACCUGCCGCACCCAGACCAGCACCCGCACCUCAGACGCUCGCCCGACCUAGACCAGCUGGAGGAGUCUCCAUCCAGUCCGGACGCCGCCGAGGAAGCUUUCCCCGACCCUAAGCUCGACAUGAGACGGAAAUCAACACCCUGGAAGAACUUCAACCUCAAACGACAACUCUCCAAAGUAGAUCUUAAGUUCAAAGCUGCGUUUGCAGCUCCAGAGAACGAAGAUAAUAAUGAAAAAGGCAAUUCACAGUUCUACUGUGAACCCUCCGCGACGACACAAGUCACCUCGGAUAGGAUCGAAUCAAUGAAUGCGGAGUCACCAGACGAACUAGAAGCUGGUGUUAAAGUUACAGAAGAUGAUAAGAGUCAACUGUCGUCUCCGCUACGGGUGUGCUCGGAUGUGUUCGAGAGAAUGCAUAAAGAAUUGCAGGAGAAACGAUCGAGCGAAGACGUUUACGACAGAAUGCACAAAGAACUCCAGGAGAGAUGGCAGGACAAAGAGAGGAACGAGGACACUCCCGACAUAUCACCGUCUAGAUUAGGAGAAGAGGAGAAGGCCACGAGACCGGACAACCUGCCGCUGUUCGACGAAGACGGUAAACCUUUACGACCGCCCCGAGGGAAGAGUAAGAGAAAAGAUGAGACGAGAGAUCAAAGAGACCAAAGACUCCUCUCGGUGCCGAACAUAAAGUACACCAAGCAAGAGUCGGUGAAGGACCUCCGCAAGAAGCAGGCCGCGGCCCAGCAGCCGCAGUCGUUCGCGGGCAACCUGAUGCGGCGGUUCAGAGAUUUAGUAGGGAGACUGUGCCCAAGAAAUGAGCAAAGUAUGGAAGAAGACACAGUCGAGCGAGUCAUAGAAGUGCCCACCAGAAUAGACAAGCUGGACAGCUCGUUCUCAAGAUCUCGAUCCAGCAGCAUGUCAAGCUUGGAGAAUAUCUCUCAAGAAGGAAUUCAAUGUCUAGCGUUUGCCGACAGCUACACUAAGAAGUCUGAUCCGUCAACGUUACUACCGACGCUAUGGAUCGGUACUACUUUAGGUUCUGUUCUCACCAUGAUGAUAAGUUUACCAGAAGCGGACAUGCGUCACACACAACCCGUGGUCGUCUCCACCAGUGGUGGUCCUAUAUUUAGGCUAAAGGGUUCAAUAUUGGCAAUGUCUUUCUUGGACUGUAACGGUGCUUUAAUCCCAUAUUCCUACGAGAGUUGGAAGGAUGAUAGUAAAGACGGUCGUGACCGUCGUGAACGGACUCCCACCAAACAGAGUUCGUCGGGAAGCAGCAGCCACGUGAGUCCCACGCCCGGGGCGGAGGCGGCCGCUGACAGACAGUUUGUGGUGAUAGCGUCUGAGAAGCAGGCCAGGGUCGUCGCCUUGCCCAGUCAGAACUGCGUCUAUAGACAGCAAAUUGUAGAUACUGAUUUCGUAGUGAAAUCUGAGAUUGUCAGUCUUAAAGACAGCGUGUGUCUUGUCAACUAUCUAUCCACGGGCCACCUCGCGGCUUACAGCCUACCCUCACUCCGGCCGCUGGUGCACGCAGACUUCCUCCCGCUGACAGAGCUGAGCUUCCAGACACAGUCCAAACAGAGGGGUAUCGUAGACCCAAUGCUGUCCAUUUGGGGCCAACAACUGAUAGUUAACGAGGACACGGAUCAAAUAGCAAAGACGUUUUGCUUCAGUAACCGCGGCCACGGACUGUACCUGGCGUCUCCCACGGAAAUACAGAAGUUUACCUUAGAUGCAGAGUUCUGUCAACAGCUGAACGAGAUGAUAGGUGAACUAUUUCUUCCUCGAGACAUGCCCGAAGCUCCGAAAGAGAGUUUUUUCCGCGGUCUCUUCGGCGGAGGGUCCAGGCCUCUCGACCGGGAGGAACUCUUCGGAGAGAGCAGUGGCAAGCCGAGCCGCGCGGUCGCCAAACACAUUCCAGGCCCGGCGGGCAUGGAGGCGCUGGGGGCCCGCGCGGGCGCCGCCUGCAGCGAGGUGUCUCGCGCGCACCAGCUGGUGGUGGAGCGCGGGGACAAGCUGUCUCAGCUGGAGGACCGCGCCGAGCGCAUGCACUCCCAGGCCUCCGAGUUCUCCUCCUCGGCGCACCAGCUCAUGCUCAAGUACAAGGACAAAAAGUGGUACCAGCUGUGA